AUGGCAGCCAGACUCAGACUCGAGAACAAAGUUUGUAUCAUCACCGGAGCAGGAUCUGGUAUCGGAUUAGAAACAGCACUUCAGUUCGCAUCUGAAGGCGCAAGAUUACUUAUAUCGGAUAUAAACCCAACUUCUGUGGAAGAAGCUGCAAUCAAAAUCAACAAGAAAUUCCCAACUGCCAAGACCAUUUCUACCAAAUGUGACGUUUCAAAAGAACAGGAUAUAAAACAGAUGGUAGAUAAAGCUGUUGAAGAGUUUGGUAGAUUGGAUGUUAUAUUCAACAACGCAGGUAUCAUGCACCCAGCAGAUGACGAUGCCAUAAACACAGAUGAGAAAGUUUGGGAUAUCACUCAUAAUAUUAACGUGAAAGGUGUAUGGUAUGGAUGUAAAUACGCUAUCUUAGCUAUGAGAAAUAACAAACCUGAACCAGAAAAAGGACUUGGCGUAGGAGGUUCAAUCAUUAAUGUAGCUUCUUUCGUGGCUAAAUUAGGUGCUGCUACACCACAAAUUGCCUAUACCGCAUCUAAGGGUGCCGUUCUCGCUAUGACCCGUGAACUCGCCAUGGUCCAUGCUCGAGAAGGUAUCAGAAUCAACUCACUUUGUCCUGGUCCAAUCAAAACUCCCCUUCUCAUGGACUUCCUCAAAACACCUGAGAAACUGAACAGACGAAUGAUCCACAACCCAAUGGGAAGAUUUGGUGAAGCUGUCGAACAAGCCAAGGCCGUUGUCUUCUUGGCUUCCGACGACUCCUCUUAUAUUAACGGUACGGACUUCUUAGUCGAUGGUGGACUUCACGCUUGUUACGUCACCCCUGAAGGAGAACAAAUCGCCCCUGCGCCCACUGGACUCGCUUCAACCAUUUAA
Molecule: messenger RNA, 864 nt
Organism: Kwoniella shivajii
Lineage: Eukaryota; Fungi; Basidiomycota; Tremellomycetes; Tremellales; Cryptococcaceae
Exons: 9
Coding region: 1-864 (287 amino acids)
Source: RefSeq, a predicted model, not a curated record